Olea europaea var. sylvestris is the source of this 1593-nucleotide messenger RNA. RefSeq names its product protein PHLOEM PROTEIN 2-LIKE A10-like. The annotation marks the transcript as partial. The transcript has a single exon. NCBI's taxonomy places the organism in Eukaryota, Viridiplantae, Streptophyta, Magnoliopsida, Lamiales, Oleaceae. The record is from RefSeq and is a predicted model, not a curated record.
UAGUAUCAAGUACAACAAAUCAUCCAUAUCCAUAUAUGCCAACCAAAUAUCGAGUUUCAUCAAUCCCACAGCUCUCUUAUCAAUUUACAUGCACAAGUUUCCAGUUGAUCAUCAUCGGCACUUUUCCAUUGAACUUGCACAUAACCCCUUCUUUUCUGCAACCGAUUGUACGUCACUCUCGUGUUCGCGUAUAUAAAUUUCUCUCACGUAUACGUCUAUAUUCUUGGGUGUAUGUGUAUAAAUAAAACGGCUAAAUUGUGAAUACAGACUUUAUUACCCAAACCCUCAAUUUUCUUUUUUAGCUUUUGCAUUUUUUUUAUGGAUUUGGAACUGUUGAAGAAAGGUAUAGACUUUACGAAGAGAGAGAAAAAGUGGAUUCUUGUUCUUGGAGCAUUAGGAUUCACAAGUUACAAGAUUUACAACUCGCCUUCUGUUGUGAAGAAGAGGAAAAGAUUGUUGAAAUUAUUGGGUGCAUUAGUUUCUGUAGCAGAAAUGGUAUCUGAUUCAGCAGAGACAAUUGGGAUUAUUUCGAAUGAUUUUAAAGAGUUCAUACGAUCAGAUUCCAAUCAAAUUCCAAAUAGUUUGAAGCAAAUAUCCAAGAUCACUCGGUCUGACGAGUUUUCUAACUCAGUAAAUAGUGUCACAAAGGCUUUGACAGUGGGAAUUCUGCGAGGUUUUAAGUCUGAAGCUACGAAAAAUGAUGCUUCUGUGGGUGAGAGUUCGGAUUUCUCUGAGCGGGUUAUGAAUAAAUUGUUUUCGGAUUCAGGGUCUGGUUUUGCUUCUGUAGUUGUAGGGAGUUUUGCAAGAAAUUUGGUAAUGGCAUUUUAUUCAGAUAGACAAUACAGGACAGGAUCGAAUCUGGAUGGUUUUGUAAAUCUUGAUCAUCUUUCAAUGGAGUCAGAUUAUCAGUCUAUUUCGAGGUGGAUUGAAGUGGCUAAUGAGGACAAGUGUCGAGAGCUAAUUGGAGAUUGCAUAAAAUUAUUUGUGAGCACUGCUGUUAGUGUUUACUUGGAGAAAUCUAUGCAUAUAAACACUUAUGAUGAAAUCUUUUCUGGAUUGACUAAUCCUAUGCAUGAAUCUGAAGUAAAAGACUUGCUCGUGACUGUAUGCAAUGGUGCUGUAGAAACUUUAAUACAGACUUCUCACCAAGUGUGGACUAAAAGCUCCAUUGCUGAUUCAAAUCUGAACCCUCCAUACUGGAAAGUUGAUUUUGGAGAUAGUUUUCCUGGAGAUGAUAAAGUCGAGAAUGGGACAAAAAUAACCUCAGCCAGAAAAUUGUUCAAUGAUCCGAAUCAAGAUGAUGGAUGGAGGAGUAAGAUUUCUUCUACUUUGGCAGUGCCUAGCAAUAGGAAGUAUGUUCUUGAUAUGACUGGGAAAGUGACAUUUGAAACAGUUAGAUCGUUUCUCGAGAUUUUACUCGAGAAACUGUCAGAGUGCACGAAGAGAAGCGUUGAUGUUGUCCACCUGGACGUCGUUGAUCGAGGAAUUGAUACUAUGAGAUAUGUGGGUGGUAGAUCUUCUGCAGUUGCUACUGUAUGUCUUACUUUGUGUUUGCACAUUUUGAAUGGACCUUGGAUUUUGGCUCCAGGAAGA